Gastrolobium bilobum is the source of this 2233-nucleotide messenger RNA. Its product is annotated as BTB/POZ domain-containing protein At3g05675. The transcript is spliced from 2 exons. The coding region runs from base 459 to 1781 and encodes 440 amino acids. The record is from RefSeq and is a predicted model, not a curated record. NCBI's taxonomy places the organism in Eukaryota, Viridiplantae, Streptophyta, Magnoliopsida, Fabales, Fabaceae.
GUGUGACCUCCGUAAACCGUAAUACGGUAAUAGGAUUGAGUUGCUUCUUCCACUCUCACCACAGACUCUCAGGGUUUCUGCUUUCCACACUCACCAGCCGCCAUGUCAUCCAACUAAGCGGUGUUCUUUAAUUUUUAACGACACAACGUAAUCUCGUAAUUGCUCCCUACUCUGUCUUUUUUCUAGGUUUGAUAGUUUGAUGUUCUUUCUUGUUUCAUUGUUUUGAUUCUUGAAUGAUCUCGGUUUCUUGUUUCUCGAAUGAUUUCAGUUAAUCUUCACUUACAAUUAACUGAGCCUCUAUUCAUUAUAAUUGGUGCUGCAAGAUCCAGUGUGUCUUACCUGUCUCGCUGAUGUGGUUUUGAGCAACUUCCCCGUGGUUCAAACUCUAAUUGUUUGUUUUAUAAUUGCAGGUACUAUAUGAUGUAUAAAAAACUUGCUUCAUAGUGGUCUUGAUUUCAAUGGAAGCUACUGAUAAAGAUGAAAAGAUUGCCUGCACGAUUGGUAACAGAUCAACUAGUGAUGUUGUGGUGAGGCUACGCACACAGGAAGGUCGGGAUGAUUGGCUAUACUGCCACUCAGGGAUUCUUAUAAAAAAUUGCAAGUAUUUUGCGGAUCGGCUGUCUGAGAAUUGGCCAACAUGUCAGAUCCUUGAUUCACGUAACUGUGUUGACGUCUAUUGCCAAGAAUCAGAUUUUGAUUACCAUGUAAAUCUUAUACGCCUUCUCUACAUUGUCAUAGAUGGUUCAGUUGAUGAUUUGUGGCAUGGUGUUAGAAAUGCCCUUGGCAUUCUCAAGGUGGCAGUUGAUCUUGGAUGCCCACAAAUUAUUACAGCAUGUGUGAACUACUUAGAAGCAGUCACAUGGGAAGAAGCCGAGGAAGAGGAGAUAUUGAAAAUUGUACCUCGAAUGGGAUUACAAGCCGAGCCUAUCCUAGCUAGACUUCAACCAGUCACCCAGUCAGCUAUCAUAAAUAUCUUUCUGUCAGCCAUCCGCUUUGCUACAUCAUCCCCUCCCCCAUCAAUGGAUGAUCUUAAAUCUUCGGCACAGGAGCAAAUUGAGUACAUGCUAACUGAAGAUGAUGAUGCCCCUUUAUUGACAGCUGAUGACAACAUAAAAGUUGAGGUAAAAGAAUGUGUGAACAGCCUGUUUUCCAAGUUUAACAAUUCAUUAAUAGCUUUGUUCUGUGGUUCUACAGAAUCACUUUCUAAGGCAGGGAAUAUUCAGUUGUUACAGUCCUAUUUGACUGAUUUGUCAUGGGUUUAUCAGAUAUUGAUUAAGUUGGAAAUAAUGAGAGAAUUUGUUGACUAUUGGUUUGAUGCAUCAGAAAAGAUUGUCAAGGUGCUUGAGCAAGGAAGUUCUACAACUGAAGUCAUUGAGAUAAAGUUGCGAGCUAUUGAGGUGACAUCAAAGGUUUUAGAGGCAAUUGGGUAUGGUACUGUUAUAUUGCCAACUGCCAAACGUCUUCAGGUUUUGAAAGUGUGGCUUCCAUUUGUGAGGGUUACAAAACCAUUGAUUGAUUCUGCUAAAAUGAAUUGUGAGAAUGAUGUGGUACUUAAAGUAGAUGACGAAUUGUGGCAAUCCCUAGAAUCCACUUUUGUUUCUAUCAUACUUGCAUUACCAUCAGGGGAUCAGGCAGAGGUUUUAACUGAAUGGUUGGAAAAUAAGUAUAUCCGGUAUCCAGACCUAACUGAAGCAUUUGAAGUAUGGUGUUAUAGGUCCAAGGUUGCUAAGAGAAGACUAUCGUUGCUGGGGGAUGAGCAUGCCAUGACCAACUCAAUUUGAUGCUUUCACAAAUUUAGUUUCUUUAUAUUAGACUACCAAUCCAGGAUUCCGACCUUGUCAAGGCAUCUAGAAGAGAACAUUCUCUCUUUUUUGCACGUGAAUGGAAAUUUUUGUAGAAGGCAUCUAAAAUUAAUUGUCUCCAUUCUCGUAUUAAUUGCAUUGUGUAGAUUUUGUAAAACAUUGUACUUCUAACUGAACUGUAUAGAAUGUAUUUUUGAAAUAUUCGUUUCAGAGGGAACAAAAUCAUGAUGCAUAACUGACCUAAGUAUAUUAAUGGAUUGGUUUUGCCUGGGCAUUUCUAAUCACAUGGAGAUAUAGCUUAAGUCAGUUGGUGCUGCUUGGUUUUCCCACGUCACAUAACGCAUGCGUAUAAUGUCCAGUGUUUUUGGCAGGAAAGGAGAAAAGUGUAACUAUUUACCGUAGAAUACUGAAUGGUUUAGUGUUUCUUAUGU